AUGGAACGCUUUAUGGAGGACGCCCUGCAGCAGGCUCGCAUCGCAAACGACCUCAAGGAGGUUCCGGUGGGCUGUGUGUUUGUGCGCACGGACGGCCAAACCGAAAAGAUCAUUGCGCGCGGCUGCAAUUUGGUGAAUGAAACGAAAAACGCCACCCGGCACGUGGAGUUCAUCUGCAUCGAUCAGGCGCUGGAGUAUGCGCGGCAGCAGGACGUGACGCCGCCGGAAGCAAUCUUCAGCACGGUGACCGUCGUCGUGACGGUCGAACCGUGCAUCAUGUGUGCGGCGGCACUGAUCGAGCUGGGCGUGAAGGAAAUCAUCUACGGCUGUCGGAACGAUCGGUUUGGCGGCUGCACCGUGCUCGAUGUGCCCGGUUUGCUAAGCGCCACCGUCCCGAUACGGGGCGGCGUCCGUGACGCGGAAGCGAUGGAGCUGCUGAAGGAGUUUUACAAAGGCAAAAACCCGUCGGCACCGAUUCCAAAGCCAAGGGCUAAAAAGGCGUGACACCGAACGCUCCUGCGAAACUGUAAGCAAAGCAUUAGGAUUAAGUUUUAGAAUUAUAUUUGCUUCAAGAGUGUGAAAUCACAAAGAAUUUGUAAUGAAUGAAAUAAUACUAAACGAACGCAUGUUUGUUUUGUCAA
This is a messenger RNA of Anopheles coluzzii, 641 nucleotides long. RefSeq names its product tRNA-specific adenosine deaminase 2. The record is from RefSeq and is a predicted model, not a curated record. The transcript has a single exon. Gene Ontology annotation, biological process: tRNA wobble adenosine to inosine editing. The coding region runs from base 1 to 504 and encodes 167 amino acids. NCBI's taxonomy places the organism in Eukaryota, Metazoa, Arthropoda, Insecta, Diptera, Culicidae. Gene Ontology annotation, cellular component: cytoplasm; nucleus. Gene Ontology annotation, molecular function: tRNA-specific adenosine-34 deaminase activity.